GCAAAGUUUUCCACAUUACUAGAUUCGCGCAAUCGGCCGGCUGCGCGCGCUCGCCGCACUUAGCUCGAUGCACACGCAAAUAGUCGCAGCCGCACUCGCGAAUGCACUUCGAGGGUAGCAGGACGAAGGGUAUGCAACCGGUCGAGCUGCUCCUUAGCUGACACUACCAGCCUCUCUUUCUCUCGCUACUUGAAACGUCUUUCAGCGCCGAAAUCACCAAAAUGCUGGACGAGCAGGAGACGCGCUCGCUGGUGGAGAAGCCUCUGAGCAACAGCAAAAUCGUUUCAGAGACGCCAAAAUCCCCGCUAGGAUUUCAGUCUUUGACCUUGGUCCCAAGCAAAACUGACCUAUGCAAGGCCCCCCUCCCCAAUGAAGAGCCCCCCAGACGACCUCGAAGGGGCAGUGCCCUGAGACAGGUACUCAUAGCCCUGAUUGCAAAUUUGGGCCCUGUCAACACUGGCAUGGUCUUUGGCUUCUCCGCUGUGGCUAUUCCUCAGCUCAUGUCUGCCAAUUCGACAAUCAAAAUCGACUCUGAUCAGGCCUCAUGGAUUGCCAGUCUCUCUUCCCUGUCUACGCCCUUGGGUUGCAUCCUCGGAGGUUACUUGAUGGAUCUGCUUGGCCGAAGGACGACCCUUCUGUUGCUGGAAGUGCCUUUGGUCGCAGGAUGGCUUCUGAUUGCCACGGCCGGAGGAGUGCCACAGAUUUACGCUGGGAGGCUGCUGGUCGGCCUCGGCUCCGGUUUGGUUGGAGCUCCAGCCAGGGUUUACACUGGAGAGGUUUCUCAGCCUCACCUACGAGGCACCCUCGCCGCCCUGGCCUCCGUGGCCGUCUCCCUGGGAGUGCUGAUUGAAUACGGAGGAGGAGCGGCCACUGAGUGGCCUGUGCUGGCCGGCCUGAGCGCAGCCCUUCCGCUGGCCGCCUUCCUACUGACCGCCCUGCUACUGCCUGAGACCCCGGCGUGGCUACUCACUCAGGGCAAAAAGGACAAGGCACGAAAAGCGCUGCACAGACUCCGCGCCGACACCUGCGACGUUGAACGAGAAUUGGCUGACCUGGAGGCUUUCCGGGCAAACAUCGCCAAUUUGAAGAGUUCCGCUGGUCCGACCGCCCCUCCGCCCAAGCAGCACUCGAUAAUCAAGAGCCUGUUUGAGCCGGCAGCCCUGAAGCCGUUCUCCAUCCUGGUCAUCUACUUCCUCAUCUACCAGUUCUCGGGCGUCAACUCAAUCACUUUUUAUGCUGUUGAGGUGUUCAGAGAAUCUGCAGAAGGGAUUGACGACUACCUCGCCACCGUUGCCUUGGGAGUGGUUCGACUGCUUUUUACGAUGUUGGCCUGUGGCUUGUUGAGAAGAUGCGGCCGACGCCCUCUGACCUUCAUCUCAUCCAUUGGUUGCGGUGUGACAAUGCUUGGACUUGGCACUUACAUGUACCUGGCAAAGGAGGCCAAGGAGGCUGGCUUAGCUCCUCCACCCUCUUGGAUUCCCGUCCUUUGCAUCUUCAGUUUCACCGCAGUGUCGACAAUCGGCUACCUGGUAGUGCCCUGGGUGAUGAUUGGCGAAGUCUACCCAUCCAGGGUGCGUGGCCUGCUGGGCGGACUGACCACCUGCGCCGCUCACAUGUUCGUCUUCACCGUGGUGAAAACGUUCCCCUUCCUCCAACUGACCGCCGGAGUGCACGGCGCCUUUUGGAUCUACGGGAUUAUUUCCACCCUUGGCACCGUCUUCUUCUACUUCUUCCUGCCUGAAACCAAGGGCAAGUCCCUGGAAGAGAUUGAAGACUACUUUGCUGGCAGAAGGGACACCCUGGAUACGCCAAAGAAGAGGCCCAUCGUCAUCUCGCAGCCAGUGUAGUCACCACACACGGGACCAACCAGUAUUUCCGAGCUAAUUUUAUGUUAGGGAGCAUAUGGAAAUGAGAUCUCUGCCGCACAAUGUGUCGAGUGUUGUGCGCAAUAAAAAUGUUAGUGAAACGUGUGAAUACUUCUUGAAAGCGACUCUUACUCCGAUUCGCUUGUAUGUAUAAGUGUAUAGCUAGAGAAUCUUUUUUAUAAAUACGGAAGGUCGUGUAGAGCAGACGCAAAUACUUGACUGGAAAAUUUUGUUGUGCUCGAGCUACUUUGACUGAUGAUCACUGUGCCAUUUAUGUGAUUUGCCAAGGCCUUUUUUACAAUGUAGAAAAGAUGUCUUCUAAUAGAUGAACACGAAUGAAAAAUUGUGUGUUUCAGUGGAAAUUUUCAAGAGUAUGGAAGCUAUAUUUUUGUCUUUAUAUGCUGUGGGAACAUUCACCCUUCAAAUAAAACUGUGGAGUAUUAUUUAUUACGUA
Molecule: messenger RNA, 2319 nt
Organism: Cloeon dipterum
Lineage: Eukaryota; Metazoa; Arthropoda; Insecta; Ephemeroptera; Baetidae
Product: facilitated trehalose transporter Tret1-2 homolog
Exons: 7
Coding region: 222-1847 (541 amino acids)
Biological process (GO): transmembrane transport
Cellular component (GO): membrane
Molecular function (GO): transmembrane transporter activity
Source: RefSeq, a predicted model, not a curated record